Molecule: messenger RNA, 2626 nt
Organism: Coregonus clupeaformis (lake whitefish)
Lineage: Eukaryota; Metazoa; Chordata; Actinopteri; Salmoniformes; Salmonidae
Product: mRNA decay activator protein ZFP36L1
Exons: 2
Coding region: 117-1319 (400 amino acids)
Molecular function (GO): mRNA binding; metal ion binding
Source: RefSeq, a predicted model, not a curated record
GGAAUUCCAACAGAUGGCUGAGAAACUUCAGAAGCGCUUGAUUAGAGUGUCUUCCUGCACCAACACAGAACACACUCUACUGUGAAUUGGGAUAACCUGCCAGAGGCAUCAGCACAAUGCCAUCCGACUUCCUAACACCGUUUUUGGAACUGGAGGAUGAGUUCUGCAAGAAUUUCCGUGGUCUGGACAUGCCAUAUGACGCACCAGCCACCACUCAGAUGCAGCGCGUCGUGGGAUUUCAGCGCAGACACUCACUAUGCCCCGUUACCCUGCCCAACUCAAAGUUCAACAGCGGCAGCGUGGACCCAAUCGGCGACCCAGCAUACUGGGCCCUUACUAACACUGCUAACCAGCAGUGGAGCCUGAAACACCAGCAACAGUUGCCCCGUUCCUCUCUCAACCACAUCCCAUUCCGUGUGGACCGUUCGGUCAGCAUGAUAGAGGGCCAUGUUGGCAGCCUCGGGUCCAGCGAGCAGCAGCUCCCCACCACCCCUCCUCUGAUGCCCCCACCCGGCCUAAGUAUCAGCACCAGCUCCCUGUCAUCUCCAAAGUCCCUCGCCCCCUCCCCUCCCAUCUCCACCCGGUACAAAACCGAAAUGUGCCGCACUUACGAGGAGAGUGGCACCUGCAAAUACGGAGCCAAGUGUCAGUUUGCCCACGGCAUGGAUGAGCAGCGUGGCUUGAGCAGGCACCCGAAGUACAAAACCGAGCCUUGCCGCACGUUCCACACUAUUGGCUUCUGCCCCUAUGGCGCGCGAUGUCACUUUAUCCAUAACGCAGACGAGCAGCUCGGGCCGGAUGGCGGAGCGCCACCUCAGCGACAAAAUACGACAGAACGCCCACAGCUGCUGCGUCACAGCAUCAGUUUCGCUGGCUUCUCCUCUCCUCAAGCGCUGACCGGAUUCCAACUCGUUCCAGAACCCAUGCUGUUCUCCAGGGCCUCCUCGGUAUCAUCCCCGCCCUCCACAGGUAGCCCAGAAUUGCUGUCCCCAUUGUUUCCAGAGCCUGCUACACUGAAGCACAACUAUCCGUUCUCGUCUGACUUUGGAAACGACCAGAUUAAUAACAACCCUCACUUUUAUACUAUCACUGACUCUAAGUGCCAAACUGUCUGUGUGCAAAAGUCAGCUGUACAGAACUCUCACCGCAAUGCCUUCUCAUUCAGCCGCAUGCCUGCCAUGCAGCGUUGUGCUUCACCUGACUCUCUCUCUGACCAGGAAGGCUACACCAGCUCCAGUAGCCUGAGUGGUUGUGAGUCCCCUGGCCUUGAGGGCAGACGUCUCCCCAUCUUUAGCCGUCUCUCUGUCACAGAUGACUGAACUUUGACUGCAUAUUGUUUUUUAUUUUAUUAUAAGGUACACGUAUACUGUUGUAUACCCGUUUUAGCUACUAUGGGUGCCUCAACAAGCUUUACAGUAUCCGUGAUGUCUUUGCUGAGAGAGUUCUGUUGUGGAAUUUUCUGUACCCAUUUCGAAAAAAAAACAUGCCAGUAAUGAUAAUUUUGGGCUUGGUAUAAGGACAAACCUAUUGUGCACACAUGUGCUUUUUACAACAUCAAUGGUUCUCCUUGUAGCCUUGCCCUUUAGUGUGUAACCAAAGCUGAAUAUAGUAUAUUGUCUUGUAGGCAGAGUAAAUGUUGAAACUUAUCCCAAAAUGUAGCUUGGUCUACUGUAAUUUUUUUAGUAAAGGCAACUAAUUGACAGUAUUAUCAAGUAGUCUAACCAUAUGGCUUUUUGGAGAUGUAUUUAUUUUGUAUGUUUUGCAGAGUUUGUUUAUGAUUGUGUUAUGCAUUUGUAUAUGAUGCAGAAGAAUAUGCUUUACUAUUCGCUUUGUUUGAGCUAUCAUGUAGCUUUAGAACUUUGCAUUGCUUGAGUGUAGACACUGCAAGGACCAUGUCCACCACCAUCUCGUUAUGCCAGUGAAAACAAUACUUGUGUUACAAGUUACCUUGUUCAAUCAGUAAAUAUACGUAUUGCCCUCACCGGUCAUAAUAAGAUGCUACAGAGAAUGUGUUAGGUCUUUCAUAUGUUCUAACCCAACAAGUGCAUUUCAGCAUUUAGUUUGGGUUCAACAUUUCAACAUUCAAGUUCAAGUUUCAAAGCCCCUGAAACAUUAGUCCAUUUUUGCUUACUCAGUGAGACAGGAUUCUCAUACACCAUUUUGUGACUGUUUAUAUCAUAUUAUAAACAUGAUUUGUGGUGUUAUGUGAGGUAAUAACAUAGGCAAACAAUGUUGCCACAAUGACAAUGAAUGAGUAAUAUGGGUUACAUCAACAUGUUGGUCUCUUGCACACUAGCUGUUAUUACUACGUGUAUUUUAUCUUACAAUGAACUUGUCUUUUGCGAGCCAAGAGUUUAUUUUGUAGCUCAUCUACAGCAAGAAAGGACUGUGAUUGUCUUUACUUUUAGCCUUAACUGUGAUGGAAAAACAAACAAGGCUUUGCAUUUGUUAAAUUAAAACUUAUUUAUUUUGUUUUUCAAAGCAAAAAUGAUAGUGUUGGUUAUAUAUUAUGUUGUUUUCUAUAUAAUUUAAGUGUGUUGUUUACAUUCCAUGGGAUAUUAAUCCCGGUUUCUAUCUUAAUAUAUUUUUACCUGUUCGGUUCAAAAUAAAACUCUUUUGGAAAUCA